UUCUUUAGUAAAGCUGCUUUAUGCUGCUUUGGGAGAAAGAGACCCAUGUUCUAUGGAGCUUCAAGGAAUUGUCAAAGCUUUCCCCAAAAGGAAGAAGAUCAAAGAUGAUUCACAGAGGAUGGACCCUGCAAAAGUCUUCAAAAGAGAAGAAACCAGAAAUGGUCAUUCAGGAUGGUUGGAGCCUGUUGUGGCCUACGUACUACAAGCAGGAAUGGGCCAGGCCAGGGCUGAAAUCUUCCGUAAGCAGAUAAUUCAUAAUGGAGGUAGAGUGUGCAGUCAGCUUUCCUCAGACAUAACACAUGUUAUAUUAGAUGAAGGCAUGGAUUGUGACAGGGCCUUCCGGCUCCUCAGACUAGCUAAGUUACCCCCAGGACUGCAACUGGUAAAAGCUUCCUGGCUGAGUUCAUGUGUCACAGAGCAGAAGAUGUUGAGCACAACUGGCUAUAGUCUCUUUAUCCCAGACAGAUACCUGGAUGUGUCAGAUCUUUCAAAGAGGCAAUCCCAGUUUCUGGAUGAGGAGAAGAUCCAGUCCCAGAUGGAUGGUGCAGUCCUGGACAUGAAGGCUAAUGAAUUGCAGACAGUGCUCAGCUCUCCUUGCAGUGCAACCAAUUCCACAGGACAAUGGGAAGCCAAACGGGCAGGCCUUUGCACACUGGGGGUCGCUGAUGAUGAGGGAAAUGAAGGAGAAGAUCCUGAUGUCACUCAAAGAGAGCUGGAGGCAUUGAGGUCAGGCCGAGACCUGAACAUUUCUUCUGGAGAAUCUUCAGUGGCAUUUUCCACUGACAAGUGGGUCUGUGCUCAGUCCUCUGAGUACAAGAAGAGUAAUCAGAAUCGGUGCAUUACGGAGAAGCUAGAGGUUCUGGCAAAAGCUUAUGCUGUCCAAGGAGACAAGUGGCGGGCUCUGAGUUAUUCCAAAGCCAUUAAUGCGCUCAAGAGCUAUCCCAAGCCAGUCACUUCCUACCAGGAAGCCUGUAAGAUCCCUGGAAUUGGGAAGCAGAUGGCAGAGAAGAUUUUGGAGAUCCUGGAGAGUGGGCAUCUGCGAAAGCUGGACCACAUAAAUGAGAAUGUGCCGGUACUGGAAGUAUUUUCCAACAUCUGGGGAGCAGGAGUCAAGACAGCUCAGCUAUGGUACCAGCAGGGUUUUCGUACUCUAGAUGACAUCCGCACAAAGGCCUCUCUCUCCAACCAGCAAGCCAUUGGAUUGAAGCACUACAAUGACUUCUUGGAACGCAUGCCACGGGAAGAAGCGGCAGAAAUUGAGCAGACUGUCAGAGAAGCUGCCAAUUCUAUCAAACCUGGACUGGUGUGCAUGGCAUGUGGCUCCUUCCGACGGGGCAAGUCCACCUGUGGUGACGUGGAUGUGUUAGUGACCCACCCAGAUGGACACUCACACCAAGGAAUUUUCAGCAAGCUGCUCAACAGUCUCCGGAAAACUGGGUUUCUUACAGAUGACUUGGUGAGUCAAGAGGACAAUGGCAACCAAAAGAAGUACUUGGGAGUGUGCCGCCUGCCAGGCCCAGACCGUUGCCAUCGCCGUCUCGACAUCAUUGUGGUGCCCUACAGUGAGUUUGCAUGUGCCCUGUUAUACUUCACAGGGUCAGCCCACUUCAACCGCUCUAUGCGUGCUCUGGCCAAGACCAAGGGCAUGAGUCUGUCUGAGCAUGCCCUCGCAAGUGGCGUGGUGCGAGGACCUGGUGGCCUCAAAGCAGUGUCUGGCAUUAUUCUCCCUGCUGUCACUGAGAAGGAUGUGUUUUUGCAUUUGGGACUGCCUUAUCGGGAACCACAUGAGAGGGACUGGUGAUGGAAGGAAGUGGUGGGUUUGCUCAUUGGUUUCCCUACUGAACGCUUGUAUGUGCUCAAGCCAAACAGCAGCCACUGCUCUUGGCACUGAGUUUGGGAAAUGCCCAGGAUUUUGAAUGUAUUUAACUGGCUUUGAUAGAUUGUAUUGAGAGAGGUCACUAAUGUCACUGCAGUAGACUAGUAUGAUAAUGAAUGAGAAAAUGAUUGGAAAGCAUUUUGCACACUGGAAAUGCCUUUUAAAGGGUCUAGUAGGAAGAAGGGAUGAGUAUAUAGAUUUUAAAGAAUAUAUUUAAAGGUAUUUUGCAAAAGCAUUGUCAUUACUGUGAAGGCUGCUAGUAUUGCCUAAUGGGAGAGGCUGCUUUCUUACUGAAGGAUCCACAGGGUCUGUUGGUAAUGUAUUUCCUUUUUAGCUGGAAACUGUAUCCUCCCUCACUCAAACUGUAUUUUAAAGUAUUCAAACAACUGAAGACUGGCCAGAUGGUAAUGCGGUCCCACUGCUGGUGUAGACAUGUUUAUUUGCAUGAUAUAUACUUCCCAUAGAAAUGGAUAUCAUUGCAGGAUUUGGAACUGUUCUUAUGAAUACAUCCAUGAGGAGGGUACAGACAGAUUGCUGUGUGGAGUGAAGAUGCUGCAGCUGGGCCAAUUAGGACAAAGUAAUUAGGAAGAUGAUUCUUUAACACUAUGAAGAAUUGGCAGUGGAAGAUGUUGGGAGAUUCUGCUUCUCUGGCUAUUAAAAGGAGACCAGAGGAAUAUGCUUAGGUAAUGCUUGUGCUAAAAGAUAAACAUUUUGGGCUAAGGUAAACCAAAAUCUGCACUAAUGAAUUAUCACUAAUUAAAGUUGUACCAUGAUCUGGAUGGCCCAGGCUAGCUUAAUCUCGUCAGAUCUUGGAAGCUACUCAGGGCUGGUUGUGGUUAGUACUUGGAUAGGAAACCACCAAGGAACUGCAGGGUUGCUAUGCAGAGGCAGGCAAUGGCAAAACCACCUCUGAAUAUCUCUUGCCUUGAAAAUCCUGUGAGGUUGCCUUACGUCAGCUGUGACUUGACAGCACUUUUCAUCACCAGUUAAAUUAGCAGGUCUCAGAAUCCUGCCAUGACCACCAGAAAUGCUGUUCAGACAUGUACUUGCGCUACUGAGGCUUGUCCAGGUAUUGCCACACACUUUUCCAAGCCUGUCCUCACUCCCUUAAGGACUGGUGCCUUGCCUUUUUUGCCUCUCUAAAAAAAGCUGCAGUUUUGACCCAAUACCAUAUCCUAUACCUGAAUGAUACAAUCAAGCUGCAAAUUAUAUAGAACUUCCUAUGUUUGGACUCACUAGAUUUGGUUUGGACUCGCUAGAUAAUCCUUGUAGUAUCUUCUAGUUCUGGUUUGCUUUAGGAAAUAACAGCUCUUUGAUUACUGAGAGUGCUGCACAGUUUCCUUCUUGUUCCUGAACAUUUUAGGGAUACUACUGAUGGUUUCUCCUACAAGCAUGAGAAAUAGAUAUAUUUUUUAAAGUAAUGAAAACUGAAAUUCUGGCAGGAGGGUAUGGGAUACAAUUCUGUGUUCCCUGCUCAAAAGUUGGGGAAAGUAGAUAGUGAGCUUUUUCUUCCCCCAUAAGAAGAAGACGACGAUAAGAAGAUACUGGAUUUAUAUCCCGUCCUCCACUCCGAAGAGUCUCAGAGUGGCUCACAAUCUCCUUUACCUUCCCCCCCCACAACAGACACCCUGUGAGGUGGGUGGGGCUGGAGAGGGCUCUCACAGCAGCUGCCCUUUCAAGGACAACCUCUGCCAGAGCUAUGGCUGACCCAAGGCCAUCUCAGCAGGUGCAAGUGGAUGAGUGGGGAAUCAAACCCGGUUCUCCCAGAUAAGAGUCUGCACACUCAACCACUACACCAUACUGACUUUCCAUCCAUAACAAACUUUUGGUUGCUGAGUUACUAAUAAUUUCAGGGUAGACAAAAGAAACUAUGUCUUCAAAUAAUAUGUUGCUAGUAUAUGUGAUUUGCUGUCACAAGAUGUGCUGAUGGACCCUGCCUUAGGUGACUUUAAAGGGGGGGGAUUAGAUUUGUGGAGGGUCAGCAGUGGCUAUGAACUGUGAUAGCUAAAUGGUGGGCCCAGAAUGUGGGCUUCCCAGGGCAAUCAGGUGGGCCAUUAGUAUGAAAUGGAGUACUGGCUUAGAGUGAGCCCUGGUCUGAUCCAGCAGUGCUGUUCUUAUAUUCUUAAGUAUCUAAGACCUGACUCCCCCUAGACUAUCACUGAUGGGUGUAUGUAACAGGGCCCUUUAUUCUCAUGACUGUUGGAAACAAUGCUAUGGUCUCUGAAAGGCAAUAAAAAUAUUUGUGCAUGCGUUUAGUGUGAA
Messenger RNA from Heteronotia binoei (common prickly gecko), 4138 nucleotides. It is a transcript of the gene POLL, whose product is annotated as DNA polymerase lambda. NCBI's taxonomy places the organism in Eukaryota, Metazoa, Chordata, Lepidosauria, Squamata, Gekkonidae. The transcript is spliced from 8 exons. Gene Ontology annotation, biological process: double-strand break repair via nonhomologous end joining. Gene Ontology annotation, cellular component: nucleus. Bases 53 to 1801 code for a protein of 582 amino acids. Gene Ontology annotation, molecular function: DNA-directed DNA polymerase activity; DNA binding. The record is from RefSeq and is a predicted model, not a curated record.